CCGUAUCUAUGGCAACGCCACGUCAAACCCGCACGCAGACGCCCGGGCCUGGGCCGGGGUCAUGUGACCGCACCGCUGGCUCUCUCCCUCCCUCCCUCCGCCGCUCUCCGAGCCGCCUCCUGCUUUGCCUUCAAUCGGUGCCGUGUGUGCUCUGAUCAACCAGACAUGACUGCGAUAUGAAAAUAAGAGGUCUGCGGCGACGGUAGCCUCGUGUAAAGCGCCAGCUCGAGACUCGGGAGAGACGACGCGCGGCUUCAGUGGGUAGCUGUUAAUGCUGUACUCCCUGAUCUCCCAGUGUUAGGAUCCACGAGGCUGGGGGAGAGACCACGCCCAGCCGCUCACUAAACCACCCAACAUGAUGGCCUCCAGCGAUGUAGAUAUCCGAGGUGAAGCUUCUUUGUUCUCUGACCAGAAUCCCUCAGAAAUGGACGCGCUCUGUCCCUCACCUCCUGGACCUUCCAGACCUCAACGCAACUACGAGAGGAUUGGAGAACGGACAGGAACCUCUUUUUGUCAGACCCUCAUCCACCUGUUGAAAGGGAACAUCGGUACGGGGCUGCUGGGGCUGCCGCUGGCCGUCAAGAACGCAGGCCUGGUGCUCGGACCCAUCAGCCUGCUAUGUAUGGGCGUGGUCGCAGUCCACUGUAUGAAGGUGCUGGUGAAAUGUUCCCACCACCUCAGUGCAAAGAUAAACAGGCCGUCUCUGACCUAUGGUGAGGCGGUGCAGUACGGGAUGGAAAACGUUUCAUGGCUGAGGAGACACUCGCAGUGGGGAAAACACACGGUGAACUUGUUUCUAAUCAUCACCCAGCUGGGCUUCUGCUGCGUCUACUUUGUCUUCCUCAGUGACAAUAUCAAACAGGUGGUAGAAGCAGCCAACGCCACCACCUUCAACUGCCACAUGAACUACACCAACCAGACCCAGGUCCUGGUGCCGAGCUUCGACUCCCGCCUCUACAUGCUCUGCUUCCUGCCUUUCUUUAUCCUGCUGGUCUUCACCCCCAACCUGAAGUACCUGGCUCCCCUCUCUCUGGUGGCGAACCUGGUCAUGACGGCCAGCUUGGUCCUCAUCUACUUCUACUCGCUCAUGAACAUCCCGUACCCCAUCACCCUACCAAAAGUCGGCAGAGCUAAAGACUACCCUCUCUUCUUCGGGACGGCCAUCUUUGCCUUUGAAGGGAUCGGAGUGGUUCUUCCCUUGGAGAACAAGAUGCAGAAGCCUCAGACUUUCAUCCCGGUUCUGUAUUUGGGGAUGGGCAUCGUCACGUUCCUUUACAUCAGCCUCGGUACCAUAGGAUAUAUGUGCUUUGGAGAGCACAUAGGAGGGAGCAUCACUCUCAACCUGCCAAACUGCUGGACGUACCAGGCCGUGAAGCUGCUGUACUGUUUCGGUAUUUUCAUCACCUUCGCCCUGCAGUUCUACGUUCCGGCAGAGAUCCUCAUACCGCCGGUCGUGGCUCGCGUGUCCGCGAGGUGGGAGAGGCCCGUCGACCUGCUGCUCCGCAGCCUCCUGGUCGUCUUCACGUGCGCUCUCGCCAUCUUGAUACCGGAGCUGGACCUCGUCAUCUCGCUGGUCGGCUCGGUCAGCAGCAGUUUCCUGGCGCUGAUCUUCCCUCCCAUCCUCCAGAUUCUGGUGUUUCACUCGGAGGGCCUGUCGCCGUUGUCGACCAUACGGAACGUCGUCAUCAGCCUGAUCGGGUUCGUGGGGUUCCUCACGGGAACCUACAUCGCCAUCGAGCAAAUCAUCGCCCGAAACGGACAGAAAGAGACGUUCUCCACCUACAUGGUGCAGUGAUGAAGCGAAAUGACUGUCGGCAGGUGGAUGUCACACACCCCGGGCCGUUGAGAAAGCAUUUUAGGGCACAUUUCUUCCUCUUUGAUUUGCUGCUGUUGGAUACGGCGGCGUUUUUAGGGUUCAUCCAUCACACGUUUAAACAUUACGAAGCUGUAAGGAUUUAUCGUGUCACCGCCGCAAUACUACAGUGUCCACGACGACUGGCAGUUACUCGCAUUUCAAGUCACGUAGUACAAUCUAACGAUAACGUAAUUAUGAUAAAAGCUAAAUCAUUCCUUCAGUUAGGAGAUGACUUGAACAGAUUUUAAAAGUUUAAAGGAUUUUCAGAGGUUAAUUUAGCAUUUUGACAACCUGAGUAUCUUGAUGGUUCUAAUAUUUUAGUCAAAAAAAAUCAAACUACCUCACAAACUAGUAUCGAUUUGGUCUUCUAAAACUUUUUUUAAACGUGGACUCGUAACAGCUUGACAUUCAGAGCUUUUAGAGUUUGACCACCUCAUUUAGGAAAAAACAAAAUCGACUUUUUUUUUGUUGCACUUUGAUUUUUUUGCCUUAUUCAGUGAAGCGGCGCACUACUUUGACAUUUAAAACAUCAAACUUCAAAUCAAGUAACUAAUUUUAAAGUUAUUGUAGCAAAAGACUACAGAUUUUUUUUAUAUAUAUAACAAAAAAAAGGGUUGAUAUCCAAAUUGGCAGUUCCAGAUCCAAAUUAUUCGAAAAACAAAAGAUUGAUUCUUUUUGCUUUUAAAUUUCUUUCAUCAACCAGCUGCUCCUGUUCACACCACCAUGUACAAGUACAGAUGUAUCAUGUUUACAGUAGUAAGAGUACACAAGUAACUUUCAUCAAAGGAAAAAUCGAUUACGUAAUUAUGAUUGUGUGUCUUAUAAUAAUUAUAAUAAUUACAAAUAUACGGAUCUCAUCACGAGUCGUCUCAUUUUAUCUGUAGGGACAGAUGUUUCAAUUUCAUUUUUAUUUUCUAUACCAGUCAAUCAACGUAUUUCGACCUGACAGUAAUUCAGUUUACCACUUCCACUGACUCUUCUUAUAGUUCGCAGACUGGCACCACCUGCUUUGCAUAGCGGUAGUGGAUGGAAGUUUUUCCUUUGGUGAAUUACUCGUACUUCGGUUAAAAACUUUGCAACACAUUUGUACGUUAACACAGCUAGUGCGAUCCUACACACAACAUCACGUAAUAUAAAGUCUGUCACCGCUUUGGAUUUGUACAGAAAUGGUUUGAAGAAGCAGCAGCAGCAUUUUCUAAAGUUAAGGUUUCCGUUGGACUGGGAGAUUAAACAUUACCAACAGGUUACGACGCCAAAUAAUCUGAACUGAAAUGCCAUUUACAAGAUUUGUGUUUUCAAAGGGAACGAGAUAAAAUCCCAUAAAGUCACCUGAUGGUGGAACAUCUGGCUCAAACGCUGAACUUGUUUUGACACAGAGAAUAUUUAUAUUUUAAUUUAUGUUUUAAAGUUGUUUUUUUAACUGUCUUCAUAUUUCCGUCUGUUUGCGAGAGCAACAACGAGCCAGGAUUCGAUAAGAACGCAGAUUGAUGAGCGUAAUGAGAAUCAAUCAAAAAUGAUCUGGUACUCAACCCCGAAAUAAAAUCUAUCAACCUUUAGUUGUACCGUCUUUGUGUAGGAGCUCUUUGGUUUAACACCUUUUUUUUCUCGUCUUUAAAACUUUUAUUUUUUUUGAUCGGAUUCUUUUUUUUUUAAAUGUGUUUUUAUGUUUUAAUGUAUUCAUUAAAUUAAUGUUCAAUGAUAUUCUUUUUCAACAGCAUGCAUUUUUAAGACUUACAAUUAACCUUGAAAAUGUCACUUUGGUUUAAUUACAGAGAGGCUCUGCAUGUAAUAUAAUGCAAUAUGUAUGUAAUAUAAAACACAGGUUUUAGUUACAAGCUGUAGGUGUUAUAUUCAACCCCAUCCACCUGCUUUAAUAAGCAGACAAACAUCAACAUGUACUGUAAGUUCCUUCUAAAGCUUCUGUACUGUUGUGCGUCGUCUCUGUUCAUGUGGCAGUAGAAGGAUUUUGAUUUUCAUCGUUUAUCGAAAGAAAUUCAAGUAUUUAUCAGUGAAAAUUGGUAAAAGCUGAAAGCUAUGAGCCUUAUGUGUAAAGUAUUUGUAGCAUCACACUUGGAGUUUGUGUAUAUAUCCGUUUGUUGCACAUGUAAAUGUCACAAAAAUGUUUCAUCUGCUGUAAAAUGACAAAAACACCCAUUGUUCUCGAUGGAUGGAAUUCAUGUGCUAAACAGUUUGGAUGAGAUUUUUCCCCACUGGACACUUUAAGAGAAAGACGACGAUGAUGAAUGGUGUGCAGCUACCCAAAGAGGACUGAUGCUCAUUUAAAGGCUGCAUUUAUUCAUAAUUUUAAAUGUCACUUAAUCAAUUCUGUACUUUAUAUAAUCAACCGAUCAAUAGUUCAGUUCACCGGAACGAGCCCAACACGUCAUCUUCCAGAUCCAGAUUGGACAGACUAAAACCUGCAAAUGUUUAUUUGAUAAAUUACUUAAAACACAUAACAUAUUUUCAUCUUAGCAGUCUUUCAUUUCCACAUUUCCUCGCUCAGAAUAAAUAACGUUGAAAGUA
Larimichthys crocea (large yellow croaker) is the source of this 4378-nucleotide messenger RNA. It is a transcript of the gene slc36a1, whose product is annotated as solute carrier family 36 member 1. Gene Ontology annotation, cellular component: vacuolar membrane. Gene Ontology annotation, biological process: proton transmembrane transport; L-alanine transport; proline transmembrane transport. The record is from RefSeq and is a predicted model, not a curated record. The transcript is spliced from 12 exons. NCBI's taxonomy places the organism in Eukaryota, Metazoa, Chordata, Actinopteri, Sciaenidae. Gene Ontology annotation, molecular function: glycine transmembrane transporter activity; L-alanine transmembrane transporter activity; amino acid:proton symporter activity. The coding region runs from base 356 to 1795 and encodes 479 amino acids.